UUUCAGGGAGACGAUGGAUCACGACCCACUGCACUGCGAUUUUCUCAGUGCAAUGGACUUCAAGUCAAAGGACUGAAGCACAGGAACAGCCAACAGAACCAUGUUUCCAUAAACGGAUGCGACGGAGCAGACAUUUCAAACCUGGACAUCAGGGCCACUGCCACGAGUCCCAACACGGAUGGAAUCGACAUUAGCGCCUCCACCAAUGUUCGUAUCCACGACUGUCUCGUGGCAACCGGGGACGAUUGUAUUGCCAUUAAAGGGGGUACUUCAAAUGUACACAUAUCCAAUAUAGCAUGUGGACCGGGACAUGGAAUAAGUAUCGGGAGUUUAGGGGAAGCUGGAGGCCACGACCAAGUAGAAGGAAUAAGCAUAACCAAUAGCAGCUUUACGAGAACUGAGAAUGGAGUGAGGAUCAAAACAUGGCAGGGAGGCUCUGGAUUUGCGAAGAACAUCACCUUCUCAAGAAUCACCUUCGUAGCAGCUGAUAACCCUGUUAUUAUUGACCAGUAUUACUGUCCUCACAAGAAAUGCGCCGACAAAACAUUUGCAGUAAAAAUUAGUGAUGUGAGGUACUCGGGACUCCACGGAACAUCAAUCGGCAAACAAGCUACGAUAAACUUCAGCUGCAGCGAAGUCGUUCCCUGCACGAACAUCGUAAUGGAUGAUGUAGACAUAGAAUCAGCAGAUCCAAGUCAUCAUUCAACUACAGCCCACUGCAACAAUGCUCAUGGCACAGCUCAUGCAGUGCACCCACCGGUGAAUUGCCUUAUCAACCACUAGAUAUAUAGCCCCGUUUACUUUGAUGUAUUAAACUCAGUAUUUUAUUAUAAGGUACGAGGACUCGGUAUUAGACCAUAAACCUUGUACCAAUCACUGUUCCAGCUACAACUACUCUGGUAAACGUGUAAUUUUUCAAUUUUACCCACAUCUUUUUUUGUCUUUGCUACAUCUCAAAAGAUUCAAUAAUAAUUUCUCCAAUCAAUAGUACAUGUAUAUCAGUUAAAGUAAAUACAUAACUAAAUUUUAUCAUGAUGCAAUAAUACUAUCACUUAUUUAA
Messenger RNA from Sesamum indicum (sesame), 1060 nucleotides. RefSeq names its product putative polygalacturonase At3g15720. The record is from RefSeq and is a predicted model, not a curated record. NCBI's taxonomy places the organism in Eukaryota, Viridiplantae, Streptophyta, Magnoliopsida, Lamiales, Pedaliaceae. Gene Ontology annotation, biological process: carbohydrate metabolic process. Gene Ontology annotation, molecular function: polygalacturonase activity.